AUGAAACCAUAUUUGAUUGAACCGGAUCAUUUUGAGCCAGUCUGGCGUUUGUAUUUUGAUCCGUUGAUAAUCGAAUCGGUUAAAUGUGCCGAUUCUGCAAUUGAAAAAGCAGCAUGUGGCCAAACAGUCUAUUCAGCUUCAAGAUCGAUCACAGUGAAAUGGUCCGAUGGUCGAGAAGAUUUUUAUGAUGAUGGCAAUGUUGAAGCUCGCGAACGAGUUGAUGAUCUUGUUCAUAUGGCUUUAAGUGUUUGUGUGAGAAAAGAACAGCUGAUGAAAUUACUCGAAUCGAUUCAAUUGUGUCUAAGUAAAGCAGAUCAUGUCAUACCUGCUUGGAUUCGUUUAUAUCGUCAUUUAACAACACUCACUCUAUUCGAUGAUGACAUGAGUCGAAUACUAUUCGACCAAUUCUUUACUGUCGAUAUGUAUUCACCAUCGCAGAUUGUCGAAUUUAUUAAUGAGCUAUUCGAAAUAUGGCCUAAAAUCAAUGAUCAAAACAUUGUUGAAUCCGUCUCAAUAAACAUUGCAAAACUCAUUGAAAAUAUAAUUGCUUUCAAAACAAAUGAAUCAUCUACACUUGUCGAACAACUAAUUGAGCGAAUAUGUGCCUCUACCCCAGCUCAAAAUGUUCGUGGUCAUCUAUGUUUCUAUUUUCUUUUACAUGAUACUUUAGCCCUUUGCAAUUCCAAGGAUUUAACAUCAGCUCUAAAAAAAGUUGAUUUACCGAUUCUCAUCUGGUAUGCCGAUUAUGUUUUCUUGAAGACUGAAAAUACCGAUCAACAUCGACGUUAUCUUUUGUCCAUUCUAAAAAAUGUAAGUAUGUUCAGUCAACAUGAUUUGCUUUAUCAUUGGAUUGAACGUACUGCAUCUUCAUGUGUAUCUGAAGAAACAAUCGGAUUUGAAUUAAUUGAAAGUUCUAUUUGUCCUACAAGUACAUUACCUAUGUAUGUGCUUCAUUCGUCAACCGAUCGAAUUGAUCAACUUUUGACUUGUGUCAAAUCGCCAUGUGCUAUUAAAUAUAUCAAUACCUUUUUAUUAAUUAUCGAAGGCCUUGCUAGAAGUCAUACUGGUUCAUUGAAAUUAGCAGCAACGAUCAUUUUAGCCGAACUUCUCGAUUUAUCACCGAAUGAACGUGAAAUUCUUUCGCUCAAUGCAACAUCAACAAGUGACAUGAAUUCGAAUGUUGAAGCAGGCAUUAACGAUUCUAAAACACAACAACAUGCAUUCUUUUCAACCGAAAUUAAAAAUAAGCAAAACUAUGUUCAAGUACGAAAGGAAGAUUUUGUCAAAGCUGAAAAACUUUUAGAUGAGCUAAAAAAGUCUGCAGCCAAUAAAUUGGAUAAUCAUCUUAGAACAUAUUUACCUGAAGUUCAACCUGAUUCGAACAUUUUAACAUCUACCGAAGACGAAAAUCAAGAUCGACUUACUUUGACAGAAACAGCACUGGAAAAUGUAUCGAAAGUGAUGGAAGUCAUCAAUGAUCCUGUUCCGAUCUUGCUCGAAGGAAGUACAGGUGUCGGCAAAAGUGCAAGUAUAAUGGAAGCUGCCUACUUGUGUGGUCGUCGAGAAUUAGUUCGUUACAAUAUGUCGUCACGAGUAAGUAUAGAUGACCUACUCGGUAAAGUUGCUCUUGUCGUUGAUCUUGAAACUCAAUCAAGCAUAUUUCAAUUUGUCGAUGGAGCAUUUACUAAAGCAUUCUCAAAAGGCUAUUGGCUACUUUUGGAUGAACUUAAUCUUGCUCAAGAUACCGUCCUCCAAGCAAUCGAAUCGGCACUCGAUACAUGCCAAUUGACAAUCAAUAAUACAAGUUCGGCUACAACUCCUAUCAUCAUUCAUAAGAAGCACAAAGAUUUUCGUCUUUUUGCUACUCAAAAUCCGAAUUCCGGUUUUUUCAAAGGCAAACGAGAAAAACUAUCAGCUUCAACUCUAUCCCGUUUUCGUCCCAUGAUAUUCAAGGUGAUGCCCGAUGAAGAAUGGCGUCAAAUUGUCGAAACACGAUUGAAAACUUGUUUCCCUGAUCGUGCUAAAAGUCUGUCCGAAGAUCUUGUCUGUAAAUUCAAUGCCGAAAUCAAGAAAAUGGUUGCAGACAAAAAUUUCGAAGAAAUUGGUCCAUACACAGAAAUAUCAAUUCGAGAACUUCUAAAAUGGAUCAAUUUGCUCAUUUGGCAAAAAAAGAAUAAUCAAUGGCCGACCGAUAUUAAAGGUCAAACUGCUCUACUCAGUUUUGGGGCUUGGUGUAUCUACGGCGCUCGAUAUCGAUAUAAAGGUCGAAAUCGAAUUAAAGAAAUUAUUAAAGAUUUAGAAUGGCCCGAUGCCGCUAUUACUUCGAUCAAAUUCCGUGUCAAUCAAGAGAAUAACGAUUCAAUCAAUUUCGAUAACAUUCAAUGUCCAGCUCGUCUUGAUCUAAAAGUCGAUCAGCCUGAAUAUGAAUGGAAUCGAACAUUUAAAUUGACUGGCAUUUCGAUCAAAUUCAUGGCAGAUAUUUGGAAGAAAGCAUUUCAAGUUCACACAGAUAUUCAUCGUGCUAUUCUAACCGACAAUUUUAUCUCGUCUCAUGGAAUCUAUCGAAUCAAUCGAGCAUGGCUCUGGGAAUGGUUAGUGUCAGCAGCUCAAUCGUCCAUUCUUCAAUCAGAGGAUAAACUCACUCAAUGUGGUCUGCAAAUGUAUCAAUCACGAUUUCGUCAUACUCAAGCCCGCACUAUUAUUCAAUCGUGUUUCAAAAAAGUUUACAAUAUCACAUUGAACACAGAUGUUAAAUAUUCCUUCUCAACAGCUCAAGCCGAUCUUCCGUACGUGUUGACAGAUCGAGUAUUAACCGUACUUAAACAAGUCUGUUUUGAUCUUCGAAUUAAACAGCCAAUUCUUGUUACUGGUGGUGAGGCAUGUGGCAAAUCGGAACUUCUUCUUACACUUGCUUGGCUUCAUUCCAAACGUAUUCAUCAACUUAAUAUUACGCCAGAAACUGAACCAACAUCUCUCAUCGGUCAGCUCAUUCCCAACGAUACACAAGAUCCAGAUGAUCCUACUUAUGGUACCAAACUCAUAUGGCAACAUGGCGCAGUAACUGAAGGCUAUGUGAAUGGUGACUGGGUUCUUCUUGACAAUUUGGCUACUGCUGAAUCCUCUGUUUUGGAACGUCUCAAUCCAGUUUUGGAACAAAAUCCAAUGCUGAUAUUGACUGAACGGGGUGAUAUUGAUGCACAAAAACUGAAUCCUGAGUAUCAACUUGUUGCUACAAUGACGCCACCAUCAAGUCAACAACAUUCAUCUGUCAGCGGUGCAAGUGUUGAACUUUCACCUGCACUCUACAAUCGAUUUGCUAUCGUUCAUAUGGAAGACAUGCCUAUCGAGUCCGUCGAAAAAUGUGUUAAAGAACUUGAUCAAUUAGCUCAUGCUCUCUUACCUGAUGAUCCCGAUAUCAAACAUAGUUUGGCUGUUGAUCUCUGUAAGUCGAUCCUCUCAUUCUAUAAAAUCAACAAACAAAAUUUCCCAAAACUAACUCUACGUAACAUUGUUCGUCUACUCGAUAGUACAUAUCUGUUGCAUCGACAAAAUAAAAAAACUCUUUCAUUUGCAUCGAUACUUUGGACAGCUUUUCAUGUUACUAUUGUCAAUCAGAUUAAAGAUACUGUCAAUGAUAUCAGAAAUAAAUUAAUCAAAGAAGUUGAAAAACUUCUUAGUCAAAAUGGAAAUAAACCUGAACAACCGAAUUUUAUUGACUUGAUCAACAACAGUCCAGAGCAUAUUUUGACACUAUCAAGAAAAAAAUAUGCCGAUGCUGUACUCGGUGCUGUUGCAUGCAAUAUUCCUCUUCUAUUAGAAGGUCCAGCUGCAGUCGGAAAAACUGCACUCAUUUCACAUUUAUGCAAACAUAUGAAAACGAAUUCCCCCAAAAAAAUGACUCUCGAACGAGUAAACAAUACGGAUACGACGACAAUACAAGAUUAUCUCGGCUCAUUUUUACCUAGUAAUGAUGGUUUUGUAUUUAAGAAAGGUGCGCUCUAUUCAGCAAUGACAAAUGGAUCUUGGUUUCUUGCUGAUGAAUUCAAUUUGGCUGAUCCAUCUGUGAUGAACAUGUUAUUUCCAUUGCUUGAAGGCAAAAAUUCUAUCACUAUACCGUCAAGUGGAAAAGUUAUUUUAGCCGAACCAGGUUUUCGUUUUUUUGCCACUCAAAAUGAUGCGUCUUAUGCUAAUCGUCAUCGAUUACCAGAUUCAUUACGUAAUCGAUUUUUAGAAGUUCAAUUUGGUGAUUUUCCUCAAGAUGAACUUUCACAAAUCAUUGAACAACGUGAAGAACAAGGAAAACAAAAGCCAAAAUGUUUGAAUAAGAAGAGUGCUGAAGAAAUUUCAAAAUUCUAUCAUUAUAUUAUUAACAAACCGACACGUAUUACAUUUCGUGAAAUUGUCAAAUGGUUACAUCGUCAUUCGCUUUUUUCGCCCAAUACAGAUUUGUGGUCUAAAGUUGGGAUUUCUCUUCUUUGUGCUAAAUAUGCUCAGAAGUCAAACAUUCGAAAAGAGUUAAUCGACGAUUUCAAUAAGAUCUGGCCUCGUCUCGGUAAAAUCAAUGCUGAUUUUGUAUCAAAGAUUGAUAUCAAAACAAUCCCACCAAAUCAACUAUGUUUCACUGAAGAUGAACUUUCAGUCGAUAUCAUACCGGCAAAACUUGAAAAUAGUGAUCUUUGGAAUUCAAACAAUCAGAUUAUGCCACCAGAAACAUUUCGACGUUGUCUAAUUAGAAUUGCUCAUGCCGUCAAAGCGCGCGAACCUAUUCUUCUUGUCGGACCAACAUCAUGCAAAUCGUUACUUGUAGAAACAUGGGCAAUAAUAACGAAUCGCUCUGAUGAAUUUAUCAAAGUUCAUUUAACACCAGAUACAGAAGCGGGUGAUCUCAUCGGUGAAAUUCGCCCACAUUCAUUUCUCGACUUACUAAAACAAUUACCAUUAUUAGCUGAACGUGUUUUUCUCCGUGUACAAAGUCUCUAUCGUUCAACCAGUAACAAUGGGGAACUUUCUGCUGAUGCUAAAAUUCAAUUACAACCAUUUAAUAAAUUAAUUAAAAACGAUUUACCAUCUGCUAUAGCUCAAUUCGAAACGAAAUAUGCUCAAAAUGAAAAACGACGUCGUGAACAAGAAGAAUUAUAUGACGAUUCAUCGAACAUAGAAAAGGGAAUGACAGUAGUUCAAUCAUCUCCUCCAUCUGUAUCGAUGGGUGACACUGUCACAGAUCUUUUGGAAUCGGUCAAUCAAUCAAGUGGUCAUCAAAUGGGAUCAAAUGUUCACUUUUCUGACAUGAGCAUUGACGAAGAAUAUGAUAUACCGUUCAAUAAUAAUUCAAACUUCAUGCAAAGUACAACAUAUAACAAUACAGGACCUUCAAGUAAUAUUGACUAUAAUGAAAAUAGAUCAUAUGACGAUGGAUUUGGAACAAACAAUGUAAUUCAAUCAUCAACAGAUGUGGCCGAUGAUGGUUUUGGUGAAAUUAAUCUAGUCAAAUCAUCAUUCGAUACGUACGACGAUGGUUUUGGUGAAAAUAAACAAGUACAAUCGAUAGAAAAAGUGACUACAACUACUGAUAUUUCUGAUAAGAACCAAGUUGAUGACGAAAAUCUGUACGAUGAUGGUUUCAACAUGUUAUCUUAUCUACCACAGAACAAAAAUUUGGAAUCGCAAGAUGUAAAUGCAUCAUCAAAUACUCUUGAAAAUCAAUCAGGCGUAUUUAAAGACGAAUUUCCUAAUUAUCCAUCUUCUACAAUAACGUCUAGUGAUCAGUACAAAAACCCGACGGAUGAUGAUCUUUAUUCAAUUCAACAGUAUUUUUAUGAAACACCAUUUCCCGAAAAACUAAUGGAUUGUGUCGAUAAAAUAUUAGUUCAAUAUCUUUCAGUUUUUAAACACAAAUCAUUCCUUUCAUUUAAUCAAGAUUCUACUCUUCACGAUUAUUAUGAACGUUUUACAUCAAUGUGGGAUAGACUCAUUGCGAAGGAUACCGAUCGAACAAAACCUAUUUUUCUAUUUAAUGAUGGACCAGUAACGAUGACUGCCAAACAAGGUGGAAUUAUUUUUCUCGAAGAUCUCGAUUUACCAAGUCAAGCAGUCAUCGAACGACUUAAUUCAAUCCUUGAACCAUCGCCAACAUUUGCUCUUACCGAAGAUAUUACUAGUCAAACUAAUGAUAAGACUAAAGGUCAACUAGACAUUAAAAUUUUGCCUCAAUUUCAAAUAUUUGCCAGUGUACAUCAAGAACAAGAAUAUCAACUCUUAAAAUUGAGUCCAGCCACACGAUCUCGAUUCACAGAAAUUCAUGUUCCGUCAUAUACGGAAACUGAUAUCAAAGAUUUAGUUACAGGUGAAUUAAUCAAACGUGGUAUAAACAAAAAUCAAGUAAAUAAACUUGUUCCAAUUAUAUUUUCUUUACGUGAAAAACUCCGAAAAAAUCCUUCGUGGAAAGUUGAAAAUGAUAUUCAACUUUUAUUACGUUGGAUUGAUUUCAUUUUCAAUCAGCAUUUAUCCCUUUCGGAAGAACAUCGUCUUUGUCUUGGUGCUCGAUUUUUUUAUUUUGAUCAAUUGCCCAUGUCAUUACACAACGAAAUCUUCGACGAAUGGAGUAAACAACCAGACAGGAAAGAAUGGAUAAAAUAUGCUCCCAUUUUUCAACCUUCUAAAGAAACUCAUGGUGCACGUACACUUGAAUCUAUUAAAAAUAGUGAUAUUAACAGGACAUUUGUGUCUCCGUUCGAAAUUGGACAUGAUUAUAUUGCUCUUCGAUACACUGGUGUACGGUAUUCAUGGACAAGUAACAAACAAAUACCAACACUCGAUGAACUCAAACUUCUCUUUGUCGAUAAUGUACCUACGCCUACAUUGCUCAAUCAAAUUGCUCGUAUCUUUGCUGCAACAUCAUCAAAAACACCACUUCUUCUUGAAGGACCACCUGGCAUCGGAAAAACUCACGUUGUUACACAAGUAUGUAAACUAUUAAGCAAAGAUUGUGAACGAAUUAAUAUGUCGGCAAAUACAUCACUCGAUCAACUCAUCGGUUGUAUCAUACCUCGUUGUAUCAAUGGUCGACGAAUAUUCGAAUGGCAAGAUGGAAAAGUCGUAGAUGCAUUGAGAAAUCAUCGUUGGAUCUUAUUCGAUGAAUUGAAUCUUGCAUCACCAGAAGUAUUACAAGGUCUAACACCACUAUUUUAUCGGGGAUCGAAACAAUUUAUUAUACCAUCAACAAAUGAAUCUGUUGAUACAUCGUCAAUACUCAUAUUUGCAACAAUGAAUCCAGCGACUAUAGGCGGAGGACGAAGUAAAUUACCACGAUCGAUUAGUAAUCUAUUUACAAUUGUUCAACUUGAAGAUUACAAAGAUGAUGAACUUCGUAUUAUUCUUAGUGAUUUAUUUCGAAUUGAUAUACAUCAAUUGACAAUCGAUAAUGAACAAUUAUCCAAAAUAUUUGAAUUACAUAAAGAAAUCAAACGUGAUGUUGAACAAGGUAUAAUCGGUUCGAUGGGUGGUCCAUAUGAAAUGAAUUUACGUGAUCUAUCAAAAUUUCGUGAUGUAUUUCGUGGUUCUAUUCGAAAUCAGAUGCAUCAUUAUCAAUAUAUUAAUGCGACAGAUAAUGAAACAAAAGAUGAAAAUUUCGAUUUAGCUGAAAAGACAAAAUUGUCGAUCCGAAAAUUUGCUCAAGUUGUCUAUGCUUGUCAAUUUCAAGGUCAACAUGAUUUCAAACAUGUUUGUCAUUUAAUCAAGGAAAAAUUUGAAAUAAAAAAAAAUUUAGAAAAAUGGGAAAACGAUCGAUCAAUUGAUGCAGCAAUACCAAAUGUCGUUAGAAUCGGUUCGAUCUAUAUUAAUACAGGAAUAGAAGAACCAAAUAAAAUCUUAUCUGGUCUCAUCCAUACAAAACAAACAAUUGAACAACUUGAAUUAUUAGCUACUGCUUGUCAAUCAAAACGAGCUAUUCUACUUGAAGGUGAUAUUUGUUCAAGAAAAUCUUCUCUCGUCAUUGAACUUGCUCGUGUAACACGCAAUCAUUUAAUUGUUAUACCACUUCACGAAAAUUUUGAAACAUCGGAUUUAAUUGGUACAUGGUUACCAUCAACAGUUGACACACGUAAUAAUACAUUAUUUAUUAAAAUUGAUAAACUCUUUAAACAAAUAUCUAAAUUGCUCCUUCUCGUUUGUAUGCCAUUGCUCAAUAAUGAAAGUAAUCGAUAUCUAUUUACUGAAUUUGAGUCAAUCAUACAACAACGAAAUGUUAGUCUUGAUAAGGAUUAUACAACAUCAGUUGAUCAAUUCGAAAAUAUUGAAUAUGAGAAGGAUACUCUUGAAAAAGUCAAAACUCUAUUUAAGCCAUUAAGUAAAAUGCAUCAAAUGCCGAGUUCACUCAACGUUUUCAUUACAUGUUUUGUUCGACAAGCUGAUUAUUUCAUUUUGAAACUUGACGAACUCAAACAUAAAGGCAAAGACAAAGAUGAAGUUGGAUUUUCAUUUGUUGAAUCAGAAUUAGUUGAAGCGAUUCGUGAAGGUUGGUGGGUUCUAUUGGAUAAUGUCAAUUCAGCUCCGCCUGAAGUAUUGGAACGAUUGAACUCUUUAACCGAAGAUAAUCCCAUGUUAUCCUUAUAUGAAAAAUCGAGUGGAGAAAUAUUGAAUCAAAAACAUGGCAUUCAUCCCAACUUUAGAUUAUUCACAACGGCCAAUCUCAAUCGCGUUCAUUCGAACAAGCUCUCAUCAGCAUUUCUCAACAGAGUCAUUAAAAUUUGGUUACCUUCAAUGGACGCUGAUAUCAAUAUAAACACCAUUGAUUCAAUAAAAUCAAACGAUCUUUAUGAACUUUUAGGUGUUCAAUUGGCCGAUGUACCAGCUGGAAAACAACUAACUGAACUACUUCUUCUUACUCAUAGCAAAGUGAAACAAGAUGUCAAAGAAGGUAAACUUGUCUAUCCAACAGAUUAUACAGUAACUUAUAGACAAUUGGAUCAAUGCGUACGAACUAUGAUCUAUCAUAUUAAGAAUCAAAUCGAUCCUGUAUCUGCCUGUUAUUGGUCAAUUCUUCGUUCUUAUGCAUCACUUCUAUCAGACAAUGAACAUUAUAUGUAUUUUGUCAAAAGUCUAAAAAACUCAAUGAAUGAACUUAAACUGAAUACAAUGUCAAUAUUUUCCACAUCGGAAAGUGUUGAUACUAAACAACUGCUUUGGAUUCAAGAUGGAAAUAAAAUUCAAGUUGAAUUUAUCGAAAUUGAACGUUGUCUUGCGGAAUUUAUUUUUGGACUAAUUGAAAACAUUUCAUUUUUGCAAUAUCGAUCAAAGGAAAAAAAUUAUGAAUUAUUGAAUUUGUUUAUUGAUGAAAUUCUCAUUCGAAUGUAUCCAGAAAAUUCCAAUUUAAAUAAUAUUAAACAAUUAAUAACAAAUUCUACUGAUAAUCAACAAACUGUCGAUGAUCCAUUCGAAUUAUUGAAAACGUUAAAGAUUAUUGAAUCAUCUAUCAAUAAUCAACAACAACAAAAUGUUGAAUUCAACAUUCGAGAACUUAUUGAAAAGACAAAUCAUUUGAAAUUGUCAUUCGAAAAUGUAUGUACUUUGUUGAAUGUGUUCAUUCAAAAUACAUCAUUUACCGAUACACACGAACGUCAUCAUUUUCUUCAACGUAUCAUUUCAAUUGCACAAAUAUUUACCAAUUUUCUUGGUUCAUCUCAUUUUUCACCCUCAUUAUUUCAGUCGGCUCAUUCAACACUUAUUUUUACAUUUUGUAAUCAACUUAUCGGUCUCAUUCGACUUAUUUUAACAUUUAAAACUAAAUGUAUUUCAUAUGAAAUAUUCCAGGAACCGGCAUUUGUCGAUGCACAAAAUAAAUUUCGUAUACAUAUGUUUCAACAUUUUGAAAGUGGUCUCAUUUGGGCAUUUGAACGAGCUCAUGCUACACCGAUCAUGAUAACACGCAAUGAUUUUAGUAUGCUUAUGUCGGAUGUUCUCAAUAAAGAAUAUCAUAAUCUUGAAAAAACAAAUCCAAUUAAAUAUUAUCAUCUUCUUAUGCAAUGGACUGGUUUACAAUGGAUAUUCGAAUCAUUUUUAACCAAAAGUCUACAAAAUGCAUUUCAAAAAAAUAAUUGUAUUACAAUUGAUUUUAUUAUUGAAUGCGAAACUAAAUUAUGUUGUCAAACAUUAACAAAAAAGAUUUCAUUGGCCAUUCAACAAUGUAUUAAAGCAUUUCCAUUGGAAUCGAAUACUUUAGAAAUCGAUUUUAAUGAAGCAAAAACCAAUUUAGAUAAAAAACAACGUGAAAUCGAUAAUUGUAAAAAGAAAAUUGCUGCAAUUGAAAAAGCAAUUUCAGAAAAAAAAGAAUUGGAAGACAAUGCGACAUUGGUAAAUAGUACUCAAACACAACCAUCGUUACUUUCAGGAGCUGGAUCAAUCUUUGAUCCGAACACUACAUUGAUUGAUGGAGAUGAACUUUUGAAAAAUCUUAUUCAAGAACUUGACAUACUUAAAAUAGACUAUCAAGAUCUUUCAAAAACCCAUACAAUGUAUUUAGAGAAACGAAUAGCAACAAUUGAAAAAGCACAACAAGCACGUAACACAUUUCUUCAUUCGAUGAAAAAUUUGUUUGAUAAUGAAGAUUGUCAAUUUCUGUUUCGACGCUUUCAAUUACCAGAUUCUAAUCAACUCAAUCAUCUUAUUGAGCUUCUUUACAAUAGUCGACAAAAUCCCUCACUUCUACAAUCUGAUCAUACACUCAAUGUUCAAGCUGUAUUAAGAACAGAAUUUGGUCAGAUAUUGAUCGAUAAUGAUGAUAUUUUAGAAAAUCCAAUUAUUCAUUUCAUCUGUGGUUUCUUUUUCUUGCCAUCAUUUAUAUCAAGAGUAUUCAACAUAACUGUUAUUUCAUCAUGGAAGGAAUUACGUCAAGAUAAUACAAUACAAUUUCGUUCACUCAAACAACGUCACAUCGUUUUAUAUUGUCCGAACAAACAAUCAGAUCAAUGUUGUUUAUUGUCUGUUCAAAAUUCUGCUCAAUUGAUGAUAAUUACAAUGUGGACUUUUCACGGUCACAUUGAUAUUAAUGAACUCGAGGAAAUUUUAUCUGACAUAUUGCCAACUAAGAUUCAACGACGAUACGAACAGAAACUACUUGAAAGAGUAACAAAUAUGUCUGAUACUGAUCAACAAACAUUUGCUAUUUCUUCUUUGGUUCUACUUCAACAUGAUCCAACUUGGAAAAUCGAUUCUGAAAUAUCAUUGGCAAGUACAGAUCUUUACAGUCAAGUAUCACAUGUCUAUUCUCAAUUGAAACAAUUCUCUCAACAUAAUCAAAUAAAACGAAAACAACCAACAAAGUUAACUUAUCAAAAUCUUGUUCGAUUUCAAUCAGAUCUACAAAAAUUGUCCAAUGAACAAAUCGAUAAUGAAUGGAUAUCAAUCAAAAAUCUAUCAGAUCUUUUAAAAUCUUAUCAGAAUAUAUUUUCAUCUGUCAAUAAUCAAAGUCUCUUGCAAGAUGUUAACAAUUAUAUUCACACAAUUCAACCACCGAACAUUGGAAGUCAAAUUACUUCACUUGCUUUUAUCCAACCUCUUGGUACAAAAUAUGCAUGUAUUGGAAGGAUAGAUGCACAUCUACGAAAAUCGGUCUUUGAUAAUAAUACUGUCGGAUUAAUAUUUGAUGAAAAAGCAAAACAUUUUCAAUUAGUCUUUGAAUUCAUCAAUAAAAGUAUUCGAUUACUCAAAUUACUUACUCAACAUGUUAUAUAUGGAAGUGAACAUGUCUUGGAUAAACUGUAUCAAACAACACCGAUUAUAAUAGUUCAUCUUGAAAAAAUCUUCCAAUCAACUCUUUCAAUGAUUGAUUUGAAUGAAAGUAAUAUUUGUACUCGUGUCGUCAAACAUGAAGAUGUUUUUCAUCUAAUGCAAACUGAACUUGAUCAAUAUCUUAAUGAUAUGUUCUUUACACCGUUUGUAUCGAAGUAUAAUCUACAAAAUUUUGUUUUAUCCAUCGCUCCACUAUUUCAAGAACGUCGUCGUAUAGACGAAACAAAACCAAAUCCUCCACCCGGUCCAUCGAUUCCUUCAGGUGAAAAUCGAAACCAAAAAAGAAUCGAUGAAUGUAUUAAAAAAUUGAAUGAAUUACUAACACGAGCUGAUACGUUACCUAUUCGUCCUCAUGAAAUUAUCGGUCGUAUACGUAACACACUUGGACGACUUCAAUUGAUUGAUAUUAACAAAGAUACAGAAGCUCGAAUUCAAUUAAUUCUUGCUGAAGAGAAAACUUUAACUUCACAAAUAAAUUCAUACAUAGAUCAAAUUAAACAAAAAACAAUAUUAAAAAAAAAUAUACCAAAGAUAAAUGCGAUCACUCCUUUAACUUUUGAUGAUCUUCAACUGGAUAAUUCGAAACUUAAAACAUCAAAUCAAGAAAUUUUCUUUCGAGACCAACAAACACAGAUUACCAAAGCAAGUUCAUCUCAAUCAUUCACUCAAUUAGCACAAGUAACUGGACUCAUCAAUCAACAAGUAGCAAAUCGAACAUGGAUUCAAGCACUCUCAUUAGUAGCACAAAACGAAUGGAUUUCAACAAAUUCAUCAUCUUCCCUUUAUCUAAAGAAAGCCAUAUCAUCAUUGAGCAAUACUUUGGCUAUACAACUUGAACGAACGUUAUCAUCUACAAUUGGAGAUCCUAAUGAUCAACAAAUUUUGAUACUAGCAAAUAAUAUAACACUUGCCUAUGUUCAAUUUCGAUGCAAUUUACUUAAUGAAGAAGCUAAAAAUAAACGACUAUCGAACUAUGAAGCCAUUGCAGAAUUUUCAAAAGCUAUAAACGAUUGGAAAAAAGUAUUACAUGUACAUGUUCUCAACAUGUUCGAAUCCGUUCAAAUGAUUAUUCACGAUUUAACAUUUACUCGAAAUUGUAUUAAAAAUUAUACAAACGAUGCAAGUUGUUGUCUUGUACCAAUCAUUAUUCGACCUGAAGAUAUUCUUUGUUUACUAGCACCAGAACAAACAUUAAUUAUUCGAACAAUUUCCGCUAAUUAUACUAAAAUUGACGAAUAUCUAUCUGAUCCAGCAUUAAUGACAUCGAAUUUUGAUAAAACAACUUUACUUGAAUUUGACGAAACAACGAUAACAUCAAAUAUCACCACAGGUCUAGCGAGUUUUAUAUACGAUAAUGAUCCAAAAAAAUUAUUGAUCAAUCGUGAGAAUCAUCUUAACUAUAUUAUUAAUAGUGCUAUCACUUUUUCUAAACAAUUGAUUGAUCUAUGUGUAGAAUCAAAUUCAAAAAAUGGAUUUUUAAUGAAAUUAGCCAUGAGCGUUGCAGAACUUUUUCCAAUUCAAAUCGUUUCAUCACUUGGACUUAUUAUUCUGGCAAAUUGGUCGGCAUUAAGUAUCUGCGAGUUCGAAUAUCGUAGCAGACUUGACUUUUUACAAUUAAAAGGCGAUGAAUCUGAAAUAGUUACACUUGAAAUGGAACUUGAAAACCUUGAGAAAACAUAUCGAGAACAAAAAGAAAAAGUUGAACAACUCGAAAAAGAAAUCAACAAAUUGAAUAUAAAUCUCAAUUUAUCAGAAAAUAUGAUUGAAAGACGAGAGAUACGAGAAGAAAUUCGUAUAUUGGAAAAGAAAAAAGACGACGAACAAAAACAAUUAAACGCCAAUAAAAGUAAACAAACAUCUCAAACGAAAGAUAUUGACACACGAAGAACUGCAUACAAUCAAAAACGGCAAUUUGAGCAAGAAAAAUGGGUUGAAAAAGUUACCAAUCAAAUCAAAUUGAUUUCAAAUCAGAUUCAAAAAUGCAUACAGACAAUUGAAACAAUGUGUACUGACAAAUCAACGACCAUUGAUGAUUCAAUAUCAGCUACACCACAUGUAGGAGAUGUAUUGAUCAAUAUUGUCAUAGAACUUGCUCAUCAUCAACUUGUGGAGUUCGGAUCGGAAACAAAAACACCUGUCAUAAACAAUGAUAUUAUCAAGGCUAAAUCGACCAUUCAAAAAGCUUUAAUUGAUUUGAAUGAUGAUGCAUCUCAACUAGCAGAUAAACACAACGAUCCAAUGUAUAGAUUUUUGCAAUUCUAUUCCAGUAUUAUGCAGAUUGGCCUUGAUACAAUGAUUAAUUCAAUAGCAAGUUGGUCGAUUUAUUCAAAAAGAAUUCAAUCAAAACAAAUGUCAUUAUUUGUUGAAUCGAAAAAGAAAAAAGAUUUUUGUGAUCUCAAUAAAUGGAUACGAGAGAAAUGUAUUCUUUUCAUUGAAAAUGUUCUUCAUGGUGAUGAAAUAACCAAACUUGAAGAACAAAUAAGUAAACGAAUUUAUACUGAUAUUGGCAAUCUUGCGACAGUUCUAUCAGGUGACAAUAGUCAUUAUAUUCAACAAUCUCUUGGACAAUUUCAACAUUUCAUCUAUAAUUUACUUAUCGCAGGUUGUCGAUACAUUCAAAUUCGACUUGGUUGUACAACUAAUUCUCUUGAUGAUCUUUUAAGUCCAAUUACACGCGAACAAAUCAAUCCCGAUUUUCCUCAUACUGAAUCUGAUCUUUUACAAUUAAUCACUAUGAGUGAAACACAAUUUAGAAGUCGAAGUGAAUCAUUACUCUAUCAAGUUAUUCACAUUACAUUUGGACUUAAUACUAAUAUAUUUAGUCUUAUUGAUAAGCUUGAUUCAUCGAUUGAAACUGUCGAUCAUCUUCUUCUACCAUCAUCUUACAUGAUCGGACAAUUAUGGCGUGCAAUUGAUACACUUUUAACUCACAUUUCAAACAAGAUAACCGAUGAUGAAGACAAAGUACUUCGAAAACUAUGUCAAGUAUUCUUUAAAAAUAUCAAUCAAAAACUCAAUGAUGAAGAUCUUUUUCUUGCCGAACAAAUCAAUUCAAGAUUUGUUGCCAAUCUAUUCAAAUCGAUUGAAGAUUUGCGUUAUAUCCUAGAAAAAAAUCGAUCAAAAAUGAAAACAUUUUGCGAUGAUCUAUUUGUUCAUUUAAAUGCAACACUUAAAGAAAUUAUGCGUGGUUUUAUUAAAUCAGGAAAAUAUCAAAUACAAAUAUUGAUAGAAUUAAAUGAUGGAAAAACAAAAGAUUUUCAUUUACUUUUUGAUAAAACUAAAAAUCAUGAUAAUAUUCAACUUAUUGAUAUUAAUAGAAUUUUGAAAAAUAAAGAAAAUCUUCUCAAUACAUCAAAAGCAAAUGAUAAACGAUUAAUAUUACAAAAAAUUCAAAUAUUCUAUUCUCUUCUUCGUGGUUUAAUCGACAAUCUUGAAAAUAUUGUUAUGAAUAUGUCAUUUGAACCGAUUAAUUAUGAUUUUUUAGAAAAAUUACUAGAAACUAUUAAAUCAUUUUAUACCGAUGGACAAAAUAUUUUGAAAAUACCAUUGAACAAAUUUAUUAUCAAUGAAAAAGAAAUCGAUAAACAACUUGAUAAUCUCGAAAAAACUUGGCAAUUAGAAAAGACAAUAUUUCUCGAUCAAGUUGCCAAUAGUAACACUGAUGCUGAGAAAAAAAUCAAAAAAUUUAUAUCGGCCGUAAAUAAAAUUCAACCAUGUGUUCAAUUGGCUCAACAAGCUGAUACUAACUGGAAUUUAGCUGUGAAAAAACUUGACAACUUGAACCUACAAAAAAAAAAUCAACGUGAUUAUAACAAAGAUAACGAACAAAUAAAAAAUAUGCCAAUCACACUUUUCUUGAAAACAUUUAAAUCGAACUAUAUCGAUAUUGGAACGACGAUCAAACUAAAUUCAUCAUUACAAAUUCCAAAAUUGCCUACAAUCAAAAUUCUGAAUGAAUUAUUUAAUCAAUUACCUACUCAUCAAACUCUUCAACAAAUUGUAAAUAAAGCUACAAGUAAUAACAUAAAUAUGACUAUAUACGAUAACCCUACAUCACUUGACAAUAUCGAUGAAAAACGUGAUAUCAAAGGGCAAAUCACUCAUGAAAUGAUCAAUGCAUUUAACUUGGGAAAAGAUUGUCAAUUACAAAUGAGAAAAAUAUUGGAUUCAGUUAUUUCAUCUUUGUGUGAUGUUCGUCUUCAACUUUUAAUUUCCUAUGCAUGGGCGCAUUCAAUAAACAAUGAUGAAACUAUCCAAUCAGAGACAACAAUCAAAACUUUUUUGAAAGAAACCGAACAACUUUAUCGUUUAUUAGAGGAAAACAAUGAAAAUUCUACUCAAAUAAUUUCCUGGGCAAAAAUGACAAAACAAGCUCAAGAUAUUUAUCGAUCAACAAAUCGAACAACAAAUAAAUGGCAAGAAAUUCGUCAUCGAAUGGCCAUACCAUUAAUGAUAGAAGAGGAUGUAAAAGAUGCAUUUUUAAAUUCUAAAUCAGCUGGUGAUGCACAUCUGUGGCUUCAUUUUCCUGAUCAAUCAUCUCAACAAGUGAAUAAUAUCGUAUGUGAACCACAAUUAGCACACGUCGAUUUUGGGAUUAUUUUCAGUGGAAUUCGUCAACGUAUUACUCAACAAAUCAUUCUACAUAAUGAGACAGACAAUGAUAUUAAUAUUCAAAUUAAACGACAAACAGCAAUUGAGUUCGAUUUCAAUAUUACACCUGAUCAACUCAUUGUACCGACAAAAGAUAUUGCUGAAAUUGAUGUUCUUUUCAAAUCACCCGAUAAAUUCAUUGGUCAAAUAGCUGAAACGUUGGAUUUCACUAUCGAUAAUAAAUUGAAUUUGAAUGGCGUAAUUCGAUUACGUGCUCAAAUUGUUAAAGUUGAUCUGGAAAUCGGAUCGGGUGCAAUCAAAUGUGAACAGAACGAUAAAGAAUUUUGGGAAGUUGAUUUCAGUCAUGUACCAUGUGGUAGUACAGAUAUGGUUAAAUCGAUUGAGUUGAAAAAUGCUCUUGAAUCGACUUUACAAGUCAAAGCUCAAAUACAAACAAAUGAUAAGAAUUAUCAAUCAAGUAUUAUUAUUAUCAAAAAUGAAUUUAUAAUCGAAGGAAAAACGACAAAACUUCUUAAUUUAAAACUUCAACCACCUGAAAAUAAUAAUAUUGAUGAAAAUUUUGAAGCUCUUAUUUGUCUUGCCAUAAGUCCAUCGAAAAAUAUCAAAUGGAUUAAAGCGAAAGCUUGUAUUCGUCGUCCUCUACUUUCAAUAUUCUAUGGAAAGGUUCCUUUGAUUGAAAAUUCCAAGCCAACAGGAAUAUUAACUAUAUCAGAUUUUUAUAUGGGUGAACAUCGAACUGUUCCAUUCGAAUUCAAAAAUACUGGAGACACAGAUUUUACACUCUCUAUCACAUCAAGAGAUUUACAAUGGAAAUAUGAAAAUAUUUAUCUUCAAAUGGGAAAAUCGUCUACAAUCGAAAUACCAAUAAAUAUACCUCAAGAAAAACGAACAACAUUUUCGAUUAAUAUUAAAUUUCUCAAUAUUAAAAGAUGCUGUACAUUACAACUAAUCUGUGAAACAUUGACACCUCUACUCGACAUACCUACUAUUAUUAAGAAAACAAUAAAAAUAAGUCAAUCAGCUGAUUUACAAGCGUUAUAUGAUUCUUACGCGAGAUGUUUAAAUCCAAUCACAUUCGAAGGUAUUUUUAAGAAUAAGGGUCAAACGGCGACCGUUAUUUCGUUUACUCGAUUUCUAUCGAUAGAGAAAAACGAUACGUUAGAUAUGAAAUUUGGUAUGAAGCCAAACAAUCUGAAGAUUCCACCUGGAACCGAUGCCAUAGUUAAUUUCGUAUAUGAACCAAUCGAUCUAUGUGAUUUCAAAGGUCACAUUCAACUUCAAACAAAUUGUUCAUCUGAACCAAAAACAAUUGAAUUUCAUUUUGAAGUUCGAAAACCAAAUUUUCUUGCGUGUCCUCAAUCAAUAAUUUCAUGGGGAAAAAUUGAAACCGGUCGCAUUGAACGACCAUUAUUCAAAGUUAAGAAUACAGGAACAAAUCCAUUACGAUUUAGUGUAGAAUCGGUCAAAUAUCAACAAUCAUUUGUAGAAGCAGCAUCCAUUUUAAACAAAUCGUCUGAAAAUUCAUCCAUCGGCCAUCCUUUUCGAAUCAAUCCAACUGAAGAAGAUCAAUUCAAUAUAACGAUAACAUCUGGUGAAAUCCAAUUCAAUCAAAUAAGUACGUCGUCACUUGUCGAACUUGUUGAAUUCAAUCUGCAAAGUUUAUGCGAUCCGGUUAUAUCUAUCGAUGGACAAUUGAAAAAUCGUUCAAUAAAAAUACUCGUUAUUGGACUUCAAGACGAAGAUCUUAACCAAGAGAAUCAGUUCAAACAUUUGACCGAUUGGAAUACCCUUCGAAUAGUACCAUCAAAACAAAUUAGACAUAUCGCAACGAAUAUCAAUCUAUACCAACCAUAUUCACUACUUAUUACAAUGAUUUCUGCUGCUUAUGCAGCUAAUUCAAGUCAAAUCAUUACACUUCCACAGAGUGAAGAAGAUUGCGAAUCACAUGUACGAAAAAUACAUGUCGAAAGCAAAACUUUAAUUUCCCCAUUGACUGUGACUGAUAUAUCUGGAAAUGUAUCUUCAGACAAAAUCAAAUUACUUUAUACAUAUUGUAAAUCAGGCGUUAGAAAUUCUGAAUUUUAUCGUCAUUCAACAUUAUUGCAUCAUUCAUUCGAUUAUAGUCAUCUACAAACAUCGAUUCGUUUACGACUCUAUGCAACAAUUAAUUCAACAUCGAACAAUGAUGAAGCUUAUACAAUGCAAUCAUAUAUCUCAAUAAUCUUGUCUAUGUACGAGAAGAUUAAUCGAAAUGAUAAUCUAUGUUGUCAAGCAUUGAAAACUCUUGAAAUAUGCAUAGGCAAAGACCCAUUAAUGCCAAAAUAUAUUCAACCAUUCAUUCAAUAUAUUCGUUUUGUUACAACACGAACAACGAACAUUAAUGAUAUUGAACAUCUACUUGCUGAUGUUCUACGUUCAUCAAAAUCUUCAUCAGUCGAUCUAUAUCAUUUACUAACAUCGAAUUCAAAUGAUGUCAAAUGGGCACUUCGUUUUUCAUGUAUACCAACCAAAAUCAAACAAAUUCUUAUCUCUUUGAUUGAAAAACAAGACAAUUUUGAUUCUUCACUUAUUUCAUGUCAUUUAAUUGUUGCUUCAUUUCAUAAAUAUUCAAUAUGGCAAAAAAGUUUACUACGAGGUUUACAAUGGAUUGGAAAACCUUGGCAUGAUGUAAAUCAAGACGACAAAUUAACUUUAUUAUCGGCUAUUUUACCAGAUCAAAUUCAGCUUGUUGAUCUUGUAACAUCAUUCAAAACUACCGAUAAUGAUAAGUUAACCAUCCUCAAAGCAACUAGUUUCAUUCUCAACUAUUUUAAGUGUUCAGACAAUUUUUCGAAGGUUGAAAAAAUCUUUGAACGUCGAUAUUCAGAGAAUAUCAGUGCUACUCUCCAGGAUAUGGGUUACCAAGAUUUAGACAGUAGACGGAAACUUGUUGGGAAUAUACAAUCGUGUUCUCAAACCCGUAUUCUGUCCGAGUUUGUAAACAAAUAUUGCGAAAUUUUACGCAUCAUGCUUGCGCUUGAAUCUAAUCAAUGGAAUUCGGUUCGCACAACUGUGGUUAAUUUUUCCAAUCUACUAUAUCGAUCAAUUGAAGGAAAUACGAAUACAGUAGAUCAAAUUAUCAUUGACUCAAUGUUAUUAGCAGCUGAAUUUCAUUCUCAUGGUGUUUCAUGGUCUUCAAUGCAACAAAAAUUCAAGGAAUAUGUUAAUACUAAAGAUUCAAAUGUAUUAACGAGUUUCAUCAAUAUGAUGGAUACGACAGAUACAAAUAACUCAAUCAAAUCAGUAAUUAAACACAUCAAUCAGAUUUGUUCUGCACAACCGAAUGAAGAAUUAUUUGAAAAUACAUUUCAACUUUGUCAAAUGAUGAUUAACGAAAAUGAACAAAUUCAACUUAAACAAAAAUGUCAAAUUAUUGAAGACAUUCCAUCUACAUUAUCGAUGAUCGAUAUAUUGCCGAUGAUAGAAAAUAUUGUUUCAGAUUCUGUUGAAUAUAAAAACUCUAUUAAUGCAUAUCUUCAUUUAAUCAAAGUUUUCAAGACUUUAAAAUCAAAUAUUAAUCAAUUAGAUGAUCAAAUUCAAUUUGAAUUACUCGAACAAAUUGUUCCAUCAUGGUUGAAUUUGAUUAAUGAAAAUUCGCAAACAAAUGAACAGUUUUUUAAUGUUCUAUCAUCAUUUUUAACAUCAUUUCAUGGUCUUCUUCUAUCUCGUGAUACGCCCUUCAAUGAACGACUCUAUACAAUUGCAUUAACAACUGCUCUUUGUAAAUUAUCAAAUUAUCGAUUCUCUAAACAUGUUAUCAAUGAUCAAACACAUCAAUUGGAUACACGAUCAAAAGCUAUUAUCGAAUCUAUUCGACGAAAAUUAGUUCAACAGCCUCAAAUAACUUUGAUAACAUCCAGUUCUUCUAGUAAUUUGACAAAUGAAAAUACAGCAGAAUCCAUCAAUCCUCGACAAUUGUUUCGACAAGCUUCAAUUUACAAUACUCAAUAUUCAGCAUCGAUGCUUGUUAAAAUGUCGAAUUUCAUGAAAAAUUAUGUUAAUCAACAAAAUAUACAACGGCAAACAUUUGAAGAUUCUGAUAAAUUGUGUGAUAUCAUUCAACAAGCAUUCACUAAUCGUCAAAAUAUUGAUCAAUGGCUUUCAGUAUUUCGAACAUUUAAUAUUAUACUUCGUUAUAAUCCAGAAUUGGAUACAGAAACAACUAUUACUCAAAGUCAUCAUAUUGUCAAACAUGGUCUUCAACUACUUUUGAAUUCAAUUAUAAUUAAACAAAUUUUAGAAGAAUCAUUUUCUCGUAUUGGUAUUCAAUUCAUUAUUAUCGAUAUCACUCGAAUUGAAAAAUUUCUUCUUUCACUUGCCUUAGAAAACUAUCCAUAUCUCAGACAAACAUUACGUCAACUUCAAAUUGAUGUUAGCAGAAUCAAACAGACAUUACCAUCAAGAACAUUCAAUCCUAUUACUUUGGCAAUACGAAACGAACCUUCAUUGCCAACGGAACCCGAAGAUCCAGGUGAGGAUAAUGAUAAUAUUUCAAUACCACCAGAAAAAUUCGAUCCAGAUAAACCGAUCAGUCCUAGUGAAUGGUUGAAAGAAAUAAAAAAUGACAAGGGUUUAGGAAUUAGGAAUAUUGUCACAAAACCACAAAAAUCGACAACCAUAACAAGCGGUAAACCAGAUAAAAUUACUAAAAUAGAUCAAAUUCAACAGCAUGUCAACAGUGUAUUGAAAGAAAGUAUCAAUAAUCAAGGAACACCAGGCACAGGUCCAAUACCGGAUCCCCUACAAGCUGGAUCAGAGAAUGAGAUGGCUAAAAAUAUCGAAGUUGAUUUCACAGAAGCUACGUUACGCCAAUACAUGAAAAACCAAGCAGAAAUAAUGGAACAAUUCAAAAAAUCUAGUGUCAGAAAAAUCUUCGAUGAUACAGGCCCAACUCUUGACGAUCGAGGUAAAUUAGAAUUUGAUAAAAAAAUCGAAAAUUGGACGUAUCAAAAACUUGUCAAAUCGAAAACAAUUUCAUGGAUGAUCGAUACAAUGUUAGAAGAAUUUCAAAAACGUUGGGAAAUAUUAUUAAAUAAUCGAACAAAUCAAUUGGAAGUUCGUUGGUGCAUUCUGAUUGAUAAUUCCGGUUCAAUGAGUCUUCAUAGAAAUUCGAUCUAUGAAAGUUUAGUUAUACUUAUGGAAUUAUUACGUAAGAUGGAAUUCAAAUUUGCAGUUGCAAGAUUUGGUGGUCGGACAAAUCAAAAAAUAUUGAAAGAUAUCGAUAAAGGUUUUACCGAUCAAGAUGGUCAAUACAUUCUCGAAGCAAUUACAUUUGACGAAGGAACAUAUCCAGCUACUGGUCUUCAACGGAUUGCCAACAAAAUUUUUCCGAAAACAGAAUCCGAACCGAAGGCACAUCAACUUGUUCUUAUGAUCACCGAUGGUUUAACACAAGAACGUGAUCCUGAAAGUUUUUCGAGUACAAUUGGUAAGAAUAAAAUCAAUCUUGGCGUUAUGUUUAUUGAAACAAUUGAACAAAAAUCGAGCGAACUUUUAUUAACCUCACUUAGUCAAUUAAUUAAACACAAAGUUUUAAAAUCGAACGCUAUCCAAACAUUACCACUUGAAUUAGCUGAUCUUAUGAAUUCAAUGAUCGAAGCAUGCGCAAACUCUGAAACUAAAUCAACUACAUUGUUUCACACGGAAGGACCAAUAAAAAUUGAAAAGUCCGUAUUUGAUGCAGAAAAAAUACUAAAAAUUUCAUCAACUGAAAAAACAGAAAACCCAAUUGAUCAAUCAGAACAUCGUCUCGAUUACAAAAUUAGUAAACCAAAUGCAUCGAUUCCAAAACUUGAUCGUAUCGAUAAACAACAAAUUACUGAAUAUUUAUCACCAGUAAAAACUUUUACAAACUAUGCAUCGAUAACCGAAGAACUUCGUCAAUUCUAUCAGACAUUAACAUUAGAUAGUACACAAACAGGUGAACAAUCGUGGGACAUCGAUGAACGACAUUUUACCGGUCUUAUCGAUGAGCUUACAACAGUUCUUGGUGAUGUUGUAUUUCCCAUAAAUAAAUUUACUCGACGUCGAGCAGCUCUGCGUGGAUCUUCGCUUUAUCUACCCGGUUUGAUCAAGGCAAUGACAAGUGAAUGGUCAUACAAAAAAAUAUUCAGCGCAAAAUUAGCUGGUGGGAAACGGGAUCAUGCCGCUUAUAUUGUUCUCGACAUUUCAACAUCGAUGUUUGGACUUCUCGGCAAAGGUCUACAGAACACAGCAGUGACACUAGUUGGUGCGUUGACAAAAUUGGGCUUAGAAAAUUAUGGAAUUAUUGUUUUCGGCAGCAAAAUUCGAUUGAUAAAAACUAGUGAACAAGCAUGGGAUCCUAUAUGUAAAGCGAUACUAUCACAACAAAUUCGAUUCGAUCAAGAUGAUGAUACAAAAGAUGCUGAAGCACUUGAAAGUGCCGUCGAUCUUCUCAUCAAUUCAGUGACGCGUGGCGAUAAAAGAAUAUUCAUAAUUACGGAUGGUUAUAGUAAUUCUGGUAGUCGUCUUUCUCUCGUUCAACAACGUGCCGAAGAUGCAAACAUUGAUAUUAUUGCAAUGGCCAUUGGUGAUGAUCGAACUAAUUUACACGGAAAUUACAAACGUUAUAUUCGAUGUACAACACCAUACGGUCUACCAAAAGCAUUAAAAGCUCUCUUCGAUAAUGAACCAUCGAAUGAAUCGAUCGAUCAACCAAUGGACAGUAAAAAACGAAGUAAUUUACCCACUGAUACAACCGAUAAAGAUGGAUACUUCUUCGAUAUAAAAAAUAAUCCAAUCUUUAAAGAUCUAAUUCAAAAAUUGCAAGGCGAACGUGAAAAAAUGCUUCUCAACAGUGGCGAUCCACCAUCGCAUAUAAAUUGUGACAUUUGCUUCUGUAUCGAUUGUACAGGUAGCAUGUCACGAUGGUUAUCAGAAACAAAAGUUCAAAUGAAAGUUAUUAUUAAGGAAAUCAAGAAGCAAAUUGCUGAUAAAUAUCCAUCACUCAAAUUAAAGCUUUCGUUUGCAAUUGUUGGUUUUCGAGACAUUGGUGAUGCGAAACCAUUUGAAUCUCUCGACUUUACAGAAAAUGAAACAAUAGUCAUUAAUUUUCUCGAUCAAUUAAAAGCAUACGGUGGCAGUGAUUUCCCCGAAGAUGUGCUUGGUGCUUUAGAUCAAUGUUUGACGUUGAAAAAGUGGAGUCAAUCAAAUGCUCGAUUUAUCGUUCUGAUAACGGAUGCGCCUGGCCAUGGACGAGACUUGAAUGAUGAUCCAUCAGAUAGGUAUCCGAACGGAAUCGGACAUACGGCAACAUCGAUUUGUGAUCGCAUUCUUCAGAAAGACUCUGAAAUUGAAUUCAUGUUCUGCUGUAUCAAUCCGGCGGCAACUCUCAAAAUGCAAAAAGCAUUCGAAAGCGAGUUUAAUAAGAAAAAGGAUCAAACAGGGAAAGAAUUCAAAACGAUAAAAUUGUUUGGUGAUAAUCCAAUCGACUCACGAUUGUUUCAUUUUGUGUUUGUACUAGAUGAAUCAGGCUCGAUGUCGUUGGAAAAUCGUUGGAGUAGUUUAGUGAGCGCCUAUCAAAGCUUUUGGAAUCGACGAAACAAUGAUCAAGGUGGCAAUGAUCUAUUUUCAGUCAUUCAGUUUGCGGAUAGCGCUCGAAUUGUUUGCGAGCGACAGCGUUUGACCAACACACCUACAACACUUGCAAUGGUCGGUGGUGGGACAGAUUAUCUCAGUGGACUUCAAUGGACGGACUCCGUGAUUGCAAGAGACACAACAAAGUCUUCGGUCGUCAUGAUAUUCAUGUCGGACGGUGACGAUUUUGGAUCAGAUCCGAUGCCGACCAUGAGGAAUCUUCGUCAGAAGUAUUUGGCUAAUCAUAACUUCGUUUGUCACACUAUCGGAUUCGGUAGUGAGAUCCGACCAGGUAGCUCCGGCGAUAGCCGUUUAAGACAGAUGGCACAAGCUGCUGGUGGUAGCAUGCAUUCGGCAUUGACAGAUGCGGCCCUUAUGCAAGUUUUCAAUACACUUGCCGCUGAUUGCACAGUGUCUGGAACACUCGUUAGUCAAUUUGCCGAAAUUCUCAGCAAGGAAGUUAGUACGAAAAUUAUGUUUGACUACUUGUGAGACUGGAAAAUUUUCAGAACUAUCGCUGUUUUAUUUUGUUUAAUUUUCUCGAUUAGAUAGAUUUAAACGUAUCGCAUGUGUUGCUUUCUAUUAUUAUCUUAAUAAACAAAUAUAUUCGAGAAGAAAAAAAUCUCUGAACAUGAUCCCUUUUGGAUAACAAUAACAAUGCAAAAUAGGAUGUAACUAUCUGAACUAUCAAUCGGCGAGAGCAUUUUACAUUUUUCAGAGUCACCAUCUCUCAAUCGCUUCACAGAUUUGUUCAACACUAUUUGCAUGAAUGCAUCAUUACCUAGGCUGUGGGUGUGGG
This is a messenger RNA of Rotaria sp. Silwood1, 24829 nucleotides long. The record is from the annotation of a GenBank genome assembly. Lineage: Eukaryota; Metazoa; Rotifera; Eurotatoria; Philodinida; Philodinidae.